Molecule: messenger RNA, 1443 nt
Organism: Salvelinus fontinalis (brook trout)
Lineage: Eukaryota; Metazoa; Chordata; Actinopteri; Salmoniformes; Salmonidae
Product: kininogen-like
Exons: 7
Coding region: 137-1258 (373 amino acids)
Biological process (GO): positive regulation of cytosolic calcium ion concentration; negative regulation of blood coagulation; negative regulation of endopeptidase activity
Cellular component (GO): extracellular region; blood microparticle
Molecular function (GO): cysteine-type endopeptidase inhibitor activity
Source: RefSeq, a predicted model, not a curated record
UGUCUCAUUUUAUUUGAACAGGUCUGUGUAGGCGAAUAGACUACAAUCAAUCAUUUCAGAGGUAGGAGUCCAGUAGGGAACGAGAUCUGGUCUCACAUUUCCUUCUCUCCGGACCUGGGACAUACAUGUCUUUGUUAUGAAGCUGGGAGUGAGGCUAUGUGUGCUGGUGAUCUCUCUCCAGCUUUGGGCUCUAGGACAGGGGCAGGAGCUUGAGCCAGAGCAGGUCCUUGUGUUCUGUGAUGACAAAGACGUAGAGGCAGCUGUGGACUUGGCCCUUGUCAAGUAUAAUGAGAAGCUUCCUUAUGGAAAUCAACUAGCACUCUACCAGAUUCUGGAGGCCUCAACGGCUCAGAGUGACUCAGGCACUCAGUACUUUGUUGAAUUCAAUGGCAGGGUCACUGACUGUCCAGCAGGGGGAAACAAAGUCUGGAGAGACUGUGACUACCUCCCAACUGGGAACCAGGUGCCAAGCCCUUGUAAUGCAACGGUCCACAUGUCAGAGACAGAUAAAGAGGUCCUGGCAGUUUUCUGUGACCCAGUUGUGGAGGCCCCUGUUGUUGCUGUACGCUCCACAUGUCUGGGGUGUCCUAGGGAGAUUGAUGUGGACAGUGAGGACCUAAAGGCUCCUGUGACAUUCUCCAUCACCAGGUUCAAUGCAGAUUCUGACUCCAGCCAUCACUUCGUCCUGAACAGUGUUGGUUUUGCUACGAGACAGGUGGUUGCUGGAUUCAGGUAUAGACUGAUGUUCGAUAUGAGGAAAAGCAAUUGCUCCAAAGCGGACCACAAAGAGCUGAACGAUGAAUGUCAUCCAGAUGCUGAAGAUGUGGAACUUGCUCACUGCAAUUCUACAGUAGAUGUGGCACCUUGGAGACAUGAGACCGCAGAAGCAAAUGUGGAAUGUGCACCAGGUCCCCUUCAGAAUUUUGAAGUCUUUAGAAGAAGGCCUCCUGGAUGGUCUCCCUUGAGGAACUUCAACAAUUUUGCUGAAGCAACUCCAGCCUCAACUGCUUCAGCCAAAGAGGAGUCUUUAGAGGAGUCUCAGGAGCUCAGCCUGACUGCUGUCACCACGGCUAGCAGAGACCCAGAGCCAGCCAUGCCCCCCACCACUAAUGCCGAGAUCCCUUUCCACUGCCCCUCCAAGCCCUGGAAGCAGUUUGUCCCUCCAACAAUCCCCAGCCCUGCACAGGAGAAAAGCACAACACCCCCGCCAGCGGUAGAGGGGUGCUUCAGUGAUUUAGACUUGCUGCAGAAAAAAUAAGUGAAUGCUGUACAAUGCAUUUGUAUCAUAAGCACACCUGCUGAUUUGAAAUAAAAAUAAUCAUUUUACUCUCUUUUUGACAAUGCAGUUCAAACUUACUUUUGCAUUUCCUCAAAUUUGUCAAAGUACAUCUUAACUGUUUGGCAAUUCGAUACUAAAAAUAAAUAACUAAAUGUAUGAAAUUG